Cyprinodon variegatus (sheepshead minnow) is the source of this 2310-nucleotide messenger RNA. It is a transcript of the gene pdlim5a, whose product is annotated as PDZ and LIM domain 5. The record is from RefSeq and is a predicted model, not a curated record. Gene Ontology annotation, cellular component: filamentous actin; Z disc; stress fiber. Gene Ontology annotation, molecular function: actin binding; muscle alpha-actinin binding. Gene Ontology annotation, biological process: heart development; actin cytoskeleton organization; muscle structure development. The transcript has 14 exons. Bases 165 to 1901 code for a protein of 578 amino acids. NCBI's taxonomy places the organism in Eukaryota, Metazoa, Chordata, Actinopteri, Cyprinodontiformes, Cyprinodontidae.
CUCGUCUGUCUCACACAGUGGGAUUGCUAGAAAGGAGAGAGUGAAGAGGAUACUUGGAAAUACAUCAGCCCUAGUACCUUACUGGAUUUGUGUUUCUCUCUCACUAAUCCCAUUGAAGAGCAUCUUUCCCCUGAUCAAUACUGGACAGCAUAAUAAGAGAGACCAUGAGCGGGAACUAUAGCGUCACUCUGUUAGGGCCGGCCCCUUGGGGCUUCAGGCUCCAAGGAGGGAAGGACUUUAACAUGCCACUCACCAUCUCCAGGCUGACGGAUGGUGGGAAAGCAGCUAAAGGUGGUGUUGCAGUUGGAGACAUGGUUCUUUCCAUUGACGGUAUUUCUACAGAGGGCAUGAACCACCUGGAGGCCCAAAACAAAAUCAAGACCUGCGUUGGGAACCUUAGCCUCACUCUGCAGAAGUCAAGCGUUGCUAAACCUCCUCCAGUGGCACCAAAGGACAACCGAACAGACCUCAUAAAACCAGUAGCCAUCACCCAUCCAUCUGUUCCACAACGUCCACAGUCUCAGUGCUUUGCCCUACAGAACAAGCCCCCCAAACCUUAUGGGUGUUUCAGAUCUGAGGGCGCAUAUUCUCCUUUACAGUCACCUUUCACCACCGUCAUCCCCUCCCCAUCCUCUGCCUUCACUCCUGCCUCAUCCCUCGUUAGUUCCCCCCACCCUCAUCCCCCUUCUCCUCCUUUGGUCUCUUACCCAUCCUCUGCAUCCUCUUCCUCCUCCCCCCCUGUGCUGGUCCCACCUCAGCCAUCAGUGUAUAACACACCAAUCAACCUCUACUCCACUGAGAAUGCGUGUGAGGUGGCAAUGGGGCAAAGGCGGGGCCUGUUGGAGAGUCAGGGAGGAGCCUUACUGCAGUUCAACGGUGGUCCUCAAAAUGUUUUGAAAGUUCCCCGGAAACAUGUUGUGGACACAGACAUCCACUUUUACCAUAUUCCCUCUCACGCUGAUGCCAGCAGAAAGCGUAUAAUGGAGGACACAGAGGAUUGGCGCCCACGCACAGGAACCACCCAGUCCAGAUCUUUUAGGAUUCUGGCUCAGAUCACAGGCACAGAGAACGCUCAAAAUGAGGAAGCUGAUACAUCAAAGAAGACAAAUGAGGAGGAUGAGGAAACACAAUUUAACUCCCAUGAAAAGGCUGUCGUCAAAACAAUGAUCAAAGGAACUUCCUCAAAUCAAGGUCAAGGGGCUCAGAGUGGUUUGAUUACCCCAUCUUUUGGAAUGAAGGGUAACGGCAGUGCCAGUGUCCUCACCGGUCCUGUUCCAGCAAGACCAGUGCCUCAACCCCACCCUAAAGAUGAGGACACCCUGGUCCAGAUGGCAGAGCAUAUUCCUGCUGGGAUGCGAACCCCUAUGUGUGCCCACUGCAACAUGGUGAUCAGAGGACCUUUUUUGGUGGCAAUGGGAAAAUCCUGGCACAAGGAGGAAUUCAACUGUGUCCACUGCUGUACAUCUUUGGCAGAUAUAGGCUUUGUGGAAGAAAAGGGAUCUGUGUAUUGUGAACACUGCUAUGAGGAGUUCUUUGCACCAACCUGCAGUCGCUGCCAUGCCAAGAUAUUGGGGGAGGUGAUCAAUGCUCUGAAGCAAACAUGGCAUGUCUAUUGCUUCAUGUGUGCUGCCUGUCAGCAGCCAAUCAGAAACAACACCUUUCACCUGGAGGAGGGAGAACCCUACUGUGAGCAAGACUUUUACAGCUUGUUUGGUACUGGUUGCCAUGGCUGUGAGUUCCCCAUUGAGGCUGGGGACAAAUUUCUGGAGGCCCUUGGUUACACCUGGCAUGAUACCUGCUUUGUGUGUGCUGUUUGCUGCACGUCUCUGGAAGGACAGACCUUUUUUUCCAGAAAGGAUAAACCUCUUUGCAAGAAGCAUGUACACACAGUGAAGAUUUGAACCACCAAAUCUUGAAUAUUUGCUGUCACUUGUCUGAGGAUGAAAGAAUACUGACCUCCAGGCUGGUGGUCCCUCUUCUCAGAGGAUAAUUCAGUGCUUAUAUUUAAAAGUUAAAUGAGGAAAUAACCAAAUAGUUUAACUUUAUUUUAUUCCUUAAAUACAUUUAUUGCACUUACAAACACAAGACAUUGCACUUUUUGUUUGUUAAUUUUGUAACACCAGUUAUUACAAUUUUCUUACACAGAAAUAUAGAGUUUGAUUAAUUACAUAAUCCUUAUUUUAAUUAAAAAUUUUCUCUGUAUGCUUAGAAUAUAAUCUGCACCAAUCAUUAUCCAUCACAUAUUGUUAUUGUUAAAAAAUUAAAAAUAAAAUUGCAGCAUGUUCAUAUCCAGACAUAAAAUGUUUCCUA